AUGCAGGUUGAGGAGCAGGUUGAGGAGGCUCAUGGUGGUGUAGUUGAGGUGGCUCCCGGUGUUGUAGUUGUGGCUCAUGGUGGUGUAGUUGGGGCUCAUGGUCUGCUUUCCAAGAGUAUGCUGGAGAGUAUGUAUGUUUCUUUCCUAGCUGGCUGCUUUCGAUCCAUCCGGUUUGGUCUCACAGAAGCUCAUGGGAAAGGACAAGCGUUGCAAUUCAACUGGUUGUAUGAAAAAGGAGCCUUUGUUUUCCACGAGGACUCUACAUUCUCGGUUGAUUUCGCUAAGCCACGAUCAUCUUCGGAUGUGUCUGGUGCGGUAGAGGAUUGUUGGCCUAGUCCUUGCUGGGGUGGUUGCCCGGCGGUCUGA
Messenger RNA from Microthlaspi erraticum, 366 nucleotides. The record is from the annotation of a GenBank genome assembly. NCBI's taxonomy places the organism in Eukaryota, Viridiplantae, Streptophyta, Magnoliopsida, Brassicales, Brassicaceae.